GUGUGAAACCCACGAUUUGUCUGCAAAAUAGUCAACUCUUUCAUACAUCCAAUGAAGACGAUGCCAUGUGUUAUAUAAAUCAGCUGUUGUUUGGACAUCCGAAACAUGUUCUGUGCUUCGAUCUUUCAUUUUAUAGCCAGACUAACUCAUUAAUAAUACAGCCUAUUUUGUCGAGUUGAUCACUUCAACGAGAUAAGUAAAAAAAAAAAGGGAAUAGUGAAGAGAGAUAGAGAAAGACGAGGAAAAGGAGAAACAAGGGACGAUGGGUUAUUGUUUUGCUAUUAAGCUGUGUUUAUGCAUCUUCUUUGCACUUUCAAUCGUCUCUACGGCUCGAAUCGGUAUUUCAUUUUCAGGAAAUGAAAAGUUGGUGAUGAGAGGAAGAUCAUUGAUGAUGGUGAGCACCAAUGACUACGACGAGCCAUCGGCCAACGGCAGACACAACCCACCUGGUGGGAGGCAUGGUGGAGGUCGGAGAGGGUGAAGAAUACAAAAUGUUUCUUAUUGUUAACAAAAGAGAAAAUAAUUAACGAGUAUUUUUAAAUUUUACUCAUUUAUAUCAUCACGUUCAUCUCUUUAUAUAUUGAACAAAUAAAACCCUCGGAAAAUAAUAUGUACUGAUAAAUUAAUAAGAAGAUAUGAACACUUGUAUCUCUUGGAAGA
Messenger RNA from Brassica napus (rape), 660 nucleotides. RefSeq names its product protein PSY3-like. The transcript has 2 exons. The record is from RefSeq and is a predicted model, not a curated record. NCBI's taxonomy places the organism in Eukaryota, Viridiplantae, Streptophyta, Magnoliopsida, Brassicales, Brassicaceae. Bases 263 to 481 code for a protein of 72 amino acids.